Messenger RNA from Chlorella variabilis, 501 nucleotides. RefSeq lists its product as hypothetical. Bases 1 to 501 code for a protein of 166 amino acids. Lineage: Eukaryota; Viridiplantae; Chlorophyta; Trebouxiophyceae; Chlorellales; Chlorellaceae. The transcript has 6 exons. The record is from RefSeq and is a predicted model, not a curated record.
AUGGGCACACGUGUGGCCGGGCCAGCCUUCGCCGCAGGCUGCCGCCCGUCGCCAGCCGCCGCCCCCGCCGGGCGGCAGCAGCAGCAGCCGCGCGGCCGCCGCCAGCUACACGUGGCAGCAGCAAAGAAGGGCGGCAAGAAGGGCGGCGGCGGCGGCGGCAAGAAGGGGGCCGGCAGCCUCAUGAACCCGCCCAAGCCGGCAGAACCGUACCUGCAGAACCCCGUCAUCAUGCAGAACCUGCUGCUGGUGGAGUCGCACUUCCGCAAGACGGGCAGGCCCAUCUUCUCGCGCGAGAUCGAGAUCAGCGAUGUGGCGCGGGAGCUGUGGGAGGCGCCCUUUGCGGUGCUGGCACACGACAUAGAGGAGGGAGAGCCCAACCGCUUCUGCUACGGCAACAAGGCGGCGCUGCGGCUGUUUGAGUGCACGUGGGAGGAGCUGGUCGGCACCGAGUCGACGCAGAGCGCAGAGGAUGUGGCAGAGGUGGGGUGGCGGUGGUGGUGA